AAUCAGCCCUUAAACUUGGAUUCAAAGCUUUUUGGAUUUGUUUUGGCCACUUGUAUCUCCAAUGUUUCACAGCUCCUGAUAAAUAUAAGGAUUAAAUUUCAGUGAACAGAAAAAAAUCCACAUAAAGUGAUGAAACUUGUGGUUUGUGAGUGCCUGUGUACAUCUUAUGAGUCAUAAUCACAGUUUGAAGAAGAAAACACUCCCCCUUCCCUCCACAAUGAUUGAUUAUUAUGGCAACCAUCCAGGUUGCUGGUGCGUUGUCGUUGCGCACGGGAUUUGGCCCCUCUCACAUCAAAGGGCCCUCAGGAAAGGGGUGGUCCCGGGGCUAGGGGAUAUAAAGGAGGGACCGGCUCACUUCUGACUGCAAGGCAAGAGCAGAGAAGAGACUAAAACGGGCCGGCAGAGGCAAAGAUCUGCCCCCGAACGCAAAGAAACUGAGACAUCUGCUGAGUUUUGGAGAGACGGAGAGCUGUUGGAUUUUACUGCAGUGAUCCAGAGUUUAUUUUUAUUAAAUGAACGGACUUUUAUCUGCAACAAGUCAGUCUGCACAUAACUUUGAUCGAGUUUUGCACUGGAUUUGAUCCCAUUUUGUGCGUAAUUUUGUGGAACUUUUGUAGCGUGUAGUGGAAAACCUUUAAAAGGAUUAUUGAGACUUUAUUAUCCCUCCAGCAGCUGGAUUUUUAGAGCUUUAUCAUGUUGCUUUUACGCGUUUCCAUUGGUUUCAUUGCCGCUCUGUGCGUCGGCGCAUGGGAAGAGAGCACCGUGGUACCCGUCAGACUCGACCCCUCAGCCCGAUCCGAUCCAUGGAGGACUGUCUCCCCAGAGGAGAAGCAGAAGGAGGCGGAGAUGAGGGAGUAUCGCCUGGACGUAUUUGGAAAGGAGCUCUUCUUGCAGCUCGAGCCAGACCAGACCUUCCUGGCUCCUGGUUUUGUCUUCAGCUUGGUGGGCAGUCCCGAGUCAGAACCCACGCAGGAGCCGAGGAGCGGAGCCGAGCCGAGCUGCUUCUUCUCCGGCACGGUGAACGGAGAGGAGCACUCCGCCGCUGCGCUCAACCUGUGCCACGGACUCAGAGGAGGAUUCUACUACGAGGGGGAAGAGUUUUUCAUUCAGCCCUUAAACUCCACCGACUUCCAGGGCUCUGACGAGGAUCUGCACGUCAUCCGGCGGAGGGGUCGAGCUGCUCAGGCCGAGGAGGGCAGCUCCAAGUGCGGGGUCAACGAGGACGAGGAGAGGGUGCCAAAGAAUCUGGAGAAAGAGGCUUGGAGUGGAGCCGUUAACGCAGAGCACACAGCCCAUCACAGAGCCAGACGUUUUGUCUCCACCCCUCGCUACCUCGAGAUCAUGCUUGUCGCUGACCAGUCCAUGGCCGAGUUCCACGGCGCCGGGCUCAAACCCUACCUUCUCACCAUCAUGGCAGUUGCAUCCCGCCUUUACCGCCACCCCAGCAUCCACAACUCUAUCAGCCUAGCGGUAGUGAAGCUAUUAGUGGUGUACGAAGAGGAGCGAGGCCCUCAGGUGUCGUCCAACGCUGCCAUGACCCUUCGCAACUUCUGCCAGUGGCAGCGUCAGCACAACCCAGCCAGCGAUCGUCAUCCUGAGCAUUAUGACACCGCUGUGCUCUUCACCAGAACGGAUCUUUGUGGCGCCCACUCUUGUGACACUCUUGGCAUGGCUGAUGUUGGCACGGUAUGCGACCCAGACAGGAGCUGCUCCAUUAUUGAAGACGAUGGUCUUCAAGCAGCAUUUACUGUUGCCCAUGAACUUGGUCAUGUCUUCAACAUGCCCCAUGAUGACGCCCAGCUGUGCUCUGGCGUCAACGGUGCCCACUGGGGCUCCCACAUGAUGGCGUCCACCUUAUCCAACCUGGACCAGCAGCAGCCUUGGUCCCCUUGUUCCGCCCUCAUGGUCACUACCUUCCUGGAUAACGGCCACGGUCAGUGCCUUUUGGACAAACCAGUCAAGCCUCAAACGCUUCCACAGCCCCUUCCUGGGACGGUCUAUGACGCCGAUCAUCAGUGUCGACUCACCUUUGGCGAAGAUUCCCAGCAUUGCCCGGAUUUGAGUACCACAUGUGCAGCUCUGUGGUGCACUGUGACGACGUCAAAUGGUUUGUUGGUGUGCCAGACCAAGAACUUCCCCUGGGCUGAUGGAACGCCGUGUGGGCAUGACAGUUUCUGCCUGGCUGGACAGUGUCUUACGAAGAGCCAAGCCGCCAAACACCAGACUCCUGUUAACGGUGGUUGGGGCUUGUGGGGUCCGUGGGGUGAUUGCUCUCGCACCUGCGGUGGAGGAGUCCAGUACUCCUUCCGCUCUUGUGAUAACCCUUUGCCCAAGAAUGGAGGCAAGUACUGUGAGGGCAAGAGGAUCCAGUACCGCUCCUGCAACACAGAAGCCUGCCCUGAUACCAAUGGCUUGUCAUUCCGCGAGGAGCAGUGCCUGGCCCACAACGACAUGUCAGCCCAAGUGUCACUGGGUUCAGGCGAGGGUGUUGAGUGGGUGCCCAAGUAUGCCGGAGUUUCACCCAAAGACCGCUGCAAGCUGGUGUGCCGCGCCAAGGGGACUGGAUACUUCUUUGUCCUCAAAUCCAAGGUGGCUGACGGUACACCCUGCAGUCCAGACUCCACUUCAGUCUGUGUCCAAGGCCAGUGCGUCAAGGCUGGAUGUGAUCGUGUUAUUGGAUCCAACAGGCGCUUUGAUAAGUGCGGCAUAUGUGGUGGAGACGGUUCUACGUGCAAGAAAGUGUCUGGAUCUCUUGAGCGUGCAAGGCCUGGUUACCAAGACGUUGUUGUAAUCCCUGCUGGUGCCACUCAUGUAGAUGUCAAGCAGCGGGCCCCAGGUAAUGGCCGCCAUGAUAACAGCUACUUGGCUGUGCGUCGCCAGGAUGGAACCUACCUGCUGAAUGGAGAUUACAAGCUCAAUACCAUGGAGACUGACAUUGCCUUGCAAGGGUCACUGUUGCGAUACAGCGGCUCUUCUGCCACACUGGAGCGCCUUCGCAGCUUCGCCCCACUCCCUGAGCCCCUCACCAUCCAAGUGCUGUCGGUUGGAGAAGCUCCAAGACCCAGAGUGAAGUACAGCUACUUCGCACCUCGACCCAAGAAUUCCGCUUCAAACCCUAACAGCAACGGAGGCCGUCGCCAGUCCAUCAAUGCCAUCCGAGAGGUCGGGGGAGCUGAGUGGACCCUAAGGGAGUGGGGUCCGUGCUCGCAGACUUGUGGAGGUGGCACGCAGCAGAGAGAGGUGGUGUGUUUGGAUCCCCAGGGUCGUCCCUCAAGAGAUUGUCCAGAAGAGCUGAGGCCACUGGCGUCGAGAUCCUGCGCGCCUCAGCCCUGCCCCUCAUGGCUUCUUGGAGAGUGGUCAGCAUGCUCAAAGACCUGUGGACGAGGCUUCCGCAAACGCCAACUGCGCUGCAUCGGGCACGAUGGGCGCACGUUAACUCAUGACAGCUGUGACUCCAAAGACCGGCCACGACCCUUGCUUGAACUGUGCAAUCAGGGUGCCUGUUAAGGACUGCUUAACCCUAACCCUAUCCUAACCUUUCCCUAACCCUACCCUCCAGCUUUCAGAAAGACACCGGAUAAAAACUCUGAUCUUCACUGCCUUGGUUUUCUGAACAACAACCCCGAGAGGCUGAUGAAUGUUUACAUCCAGAACCAGCGUGCUACAAGUUUCCUCUGGUUCAUGGACGUCCCAAUGGGUCCAAAAUGACUCUUAAGGCGCCUUUUUACCCAUAAUCUCCAUCCAUUUUGGUCCAACUGGCGCCAGCAACAGAGACUGAUUCUAGCCUGUCUUGCCUCAGUGCAGUAGUGGCACAUUUUACCUCCUGUUAAGAGGAAGAAAGCAUGGACAUUCCUGAUUUUUAAGGAGCAUGCUGCUUACUGUGCCAAUGCUUGUGUGCGUGAGUUUGAGAGUGAGUGUGUAAAUUUUAAUGCAUGUUUAUGAUGUUUGUCCAAGCUGGGCUGGACAGACAUGUGGGGGAGGUUAUAUCAGAGUAUAUAAAUGAAAGAGAAGAGCUCAUAUUGUACAUGCUCAGCCCAUCAGGUAUGGAUUAUAAGAUAGCAAAUAGUGUUUAUGUUCAAACUGCCAGUUUUGUUUAUUUAUCACAAACCUGUAGCACUUCAUUUUUUUGUCUUUACCAGCGGCACAUCGUAACACCCAGUUGUCUCUAAAUGCCUCAGUACUUUGCCUUUAGCCAUAUCUUGCCCUCAUCUACACAGCGUUUAAUGAGGGAACUCUUCAAAGACCAAAGACGAGCGAGUGUUUGUGUUCAUGAGUGAGUGUGGAGAACUAAAGAGGGACUUGUCUCCUGCUAAUACUUCAUAAGUAAGUCUCUCUGCCUUCUGAGAAGGCAUCUUGUUUUUUUCUAUCAUGUCUCUUCCUUUUUGUACAGAAUAUCCAAACAUUAUUUAUUUUUGUACAGCCUGUUAAAUAUAAUCAUGUGGCUUUUUUAAUAUUAUUUUUAUUUGUUAUUGAGAUCACAGAAGGGAGUAGUAUAUAUAGAGUAUUUAUACAGUGUUUUAUAUAUAUAAAUAUAUAUAUAUGGUUCUAGGUUCAUGAAUAAAGAUUCACAUUGACUUGU
Messenger RNA from Cheilinus undulatus (humphead wrasse), 4579 nucleotides. It is a transcript of the gene adamts1, whose product is annotated as ADAM metallopeptidase with thrombospondin type 1 motif, 1. Gene Ontology annotation, biological process: extracellular matrix organization; proteolysis. The transcript has 8 exons. The record is from RefSeq and is a predicted model, not a curated record. Gene Ontology annotation, molecular function: zinc ion binding; metalloendopeptidase activity. The coding region runs from base 694 to 3507 and encodes 937 amino acids. NCBI's taxonomy places the organism in Eukaryota, Metazoa, Chordata, Actinopteri, Labriformes, Labridae. Gene Ontology annotation, cellular component: extracellular matrix.